GUGUCUGCGACGUCGCCAGCCAACCAAACAAGUCGUGCUUGCACGCAAGGAGUUUGGGGGAAAACACAAACAAAACAAGCUGCACUGCUUGCUUGCGAAGCGCUGUCCUCACGGGCUUGCUCCAGCACACUCAGCCAUCGCCUUCCUCUCACACCCAUCCUUGUUCUCGUGUUCUUCCUGUGCUUUGCUGUCUCUCUUGUCGCCGUGCUGGCAGCAUGGUUCGCAGCGGGUUGGCGACGUUUGUGCUGCUGUUGGCAGCGGCGGGGCUUAUUACGCUGUUGUCGGCUCAGGCGGCGACUGCACAGCCGUUUUAUGCGGUGGUGGCCAGUGGCCAAACUCGCCCAGUGAAUGCCUUUGACGGCGACUCGCUUCUGUCAAAGCUCGUGGGCACAACGCAGGCGCUAUGCGAGGACGAGUGCACGCAACUGCCGGAAUGCGCAGGGUACUACUUCCUCACAAACCGCAGAGACCAGGUCGUGUGCCGUCUCUUGUCCACCGUCAGCGACGAGUUUGAGCCCACAGACAUCACAGGCAUAACAGGCUUGAAGCUCCUGACGACCACAACCACGACAACGUCCACGACCACGACGACGUCAACAACCACGAUGACCACGACCACAACGACGACGACGACGACGACCACGACCUCCACGACCACCACAAGUACAAGUACAACUACCACAACCACAACAAGUACAACUACCACAAGUACAACUACGACCACAAGUACAACUACCAGUUCAACCACAACAACCACCACGACUACCACAAGCACAACUACGACCACAAGUACAACUACGACCACAAGUACAACUACGACCACAAGUACAACUACGACCACAACAACAACAACCACCACGACUACCACAAGCACAGCCACAACAAGUACAACUACCAGUUCAACCACAACAACCACCACGACUACCACAAGCACAACUACGACCACAAGUACAACUACGACCACAAGUACAACUACGACCACAACAACAACAACCACAAGUACAACUGCAUCUACCACCACAAGUACAACCACAAGUACAACCACCGGUACCACCACUAUGACGACAACGACAACCACAACAACAACAACAACAACAACAACAACAACAACAACAACAACAACAACAACAACAACAACAACAACAACGACAACGACCACAAGUACCAUAACGACAAUGACGACUACCACAAGCAUGACUACCACAAGCAUGACUAUCACCACGACAACCACCAGUACAACCACCACGACAACCACCAGUACAACCACCACGACAACCACCAGUACAACCACCACGACAACCACCAGUACAACCACAAGUACAACCACAAGUACAACCACAAGUACAACUACAAGUACAACCACAACAACCACCACGACAACCACAAGCACAACUACAUCUACUACCACCACCACCACAAGCACAACAACCACAAGUACCAUAACGACAAUGACGACCACCACCACCACGACUACCACAAGCACGACGACGACCACGAGUACCAUAACGACGACAACAACCACCACGAGUACAACCACAAGUACAACUGCAUCUACCACCACAAGUACAACCACAACAACAACAACGACAACCACAAGUACAACUACGACCACAACAACCACCACGACAACCACCACGACAACCACCAGUACAACGACGACCACAACCACCACAACAACCACGAGUACAACAACAACAACAACAACAACAACAACAACAACAACAACAACAACAACAACAACAACAACAACAACAACAACAACAACAACAACAACAACAACAACAACAACAACAACAACCACCACCACCACCACGACUACCACAACUACCUCGACGACAACGACGACAACAAGUACCAUAACGACGACAACAACAACCACAAGUACAACUACGUCUACAACCACAACAACCACAAGUACAACUACAUCUACCACCACCACAACCACCACCACGACAACCACAAGUACAACUACAUCUACCACCACCACAACCACCACCACGACAACCAAAACUACCACGACUACCACGACCACCACAACCACCACCACGACAACCACAACUACCACCACCACGACCACGACCACUACCACAACCACAACCACAACCACAACAACCACAACCACAACCACAACCACAACAACAACGACGACGGUCAGCACAAUCACGAUUUCGCAACAAGCUCGUGCUCUCACGACACUCUGUUUGACAGCAAGUACGAAAGACAAUGUCAUCAGAGAAUGGCUGCAAUCUGGUGGUGGGCUAACAGCGACCACGACCUGCCAACGCAACGCAUCAGCAGUGACUGUGGAUGCAUUUUUGACGGAGGAAGACUUGAGCAGCAUCACGUGCGAGCAGACACAGGUGUUCUCGGUCCCGCUUCAGCUCAGCGAUGCGUGCGGGACCCUCCGCACGGCCAGCGCUGACUUGGUGCUCUGGGCUCCGUUGGCGUACUCCCGCUCGCCAUCAUCGGACGUGUGCGUUGGGUACAAGAUUGCUGGCUCCAGCACCCCUUGCACGUGCGCCUCGCUUGACUGCUACGCGUGUCUCGUGGACAGGCCCGACAUGUGCCUGCGCUGUCGCAACGGCAAGUAUGCCAUCAACGGCGCGUGCGCUGCUGCAUGCCCGGACCAUCUCCAGCCCAGGGGCAGCGGCGGCUACGGCAGAACGUGCAUGCCACCGCACGUGUGUACCGACGGUGUGACAGACCGCAACGCUGAGUGCACAUGUGAACCCGAAGAGUACGGCUGCCGCACGUGCAACAUCACCGUCUCCGCCAAUGACGACGAGGACGAUGACGGCGUCGCGUGUACCGCGUGCGAAGACACCCACUACCUCGUUCGCAGCCACUGCCAAACGGCCGCCACCUGCAGCGGCUAUCGCAUUGACGACUCUCCGACCAACGAGCCUUGCUCGUGCGACGACAGGGACUGCUAUCGCUGUGCCGUGACAAGGGAUGGCCCACCGCAGUGUUCGCGCUGCCGCAACGCCAAGUACUUCUACGACGGAGUGUGCCACGACGCGUGCCCAGUGGAGGAAGGGGUUGUCAACGCCUUGUUUGUCGGCAACUACGGGCGCGAUUGCCAGCCGCCGUUCACAUGCCGUUCGUACCGCGUGAUCACGCCUGGGCAUCCCCGCCAGGGCAAGGGGUGCCGAUGCAGCAACUGCUUCGAGUGCACGUUUGACGAGAACGGGGAACAGUGCACCCGCUGCCGCGACUCCCUCUACCUGCACGAUGGCAAGUGCAUCGAGGCCUGCCCGGCAAACACAACCGCCUACGGCAUUGGCGGGUAUGGGCGGGAGUGCCGUGCUCCAUUCCAAUGCACAGGCUCGCGCGACGCAGAUGGAAAUGCCUGCAGAUGUGGCGUUGAUUACCGCUGCUUUCAGUGCACGUGGCAAGCUGGAAAUGAGCCGACCACCGCUACGUGCUCCAUAUGCAGAUCGGGAUACCUGCACGAGGGCGUGUGCGUGCAGCGCUGCCCAGACGGGUUUGCACCAGACAGGACCUUCGGUAGUCCCUAUGGACGCGAAUGCGUGGCGGCCGAGUGAGAGGAGCUGGGGUGGGGAUUGACCAUCUUGACACCUCAAUGCACUGCUCACCCGGUCAGCACCCCUUCUUCCCUUCAAUCUGCUCGUGGUUGUUCCGCCUUGUUCAUUUUCUUCUGUGUUGUCCAGUGUCCAUCAGUCCGCCUCCAACACCUCUGCCUGUCAUUUUGUUACCUAGUUGAGGGCGCAGAGAGAAAAACAAAGCAUGCCACUUUGCAUGGUUCCCUGCCGCCCUUCCCGUUCUGUCGUUUCUUGAAUGUGACAUGUCCUGGUCCUCUCCUCGCCCUCUAUCUGCUCUCUGCUUCUUCGCCCCAACGCUCAUAGCACACCAUCUUGAAGUAGCUGGUCUUCGUUCGUGCGCGUUCUAAUGUUCCCGUGUUACUGUUACUGUGGGUUGGUCUCUUCCCAGCCUCAAGUGUUGUGUUGCAGCCACCAUUCCUUAACGUCUCCUCACACGACCUGACCCUUUCACCCAAAGCA
Molecule: messenger RNA, 4022 nt
Organism: Salpingoeca rosetta
Lineage: Eukaryota; Choanoflagellata; Craspedida; Salpingoecidae
Exons: 3
Coding region: 216-3545 (1109 amino acids)
Source: RefSeq, a predicted model, not a curated record